Molecule: messenger RNA, 611 nt
Organism: Xenopus tropicalis (tropical clawed frog)
Lineage: Eukaryota; Metazoa; Chordata; Amphibia; Anura; Pipidae
Gene: supt4h1
Product: SPT4 homolog, DSIF elongation factor subunit
Exons: 5
Coding region: 11-364 (117 amino acids)
Biological process (GO): negative regulation of DNA-templated transcription, elongation; regulation of DNA-templated transcription; transcription elongation-coupled chromatin remodeling
Cellular component (GO): nucleus
Molecular function (GO): zinc ion binding
Source: RefSeq, marked provisional
CCCGGCAGAGAUGGCGCUGGAGACUGUACCCAAAGAUCUGAGGCAUCUGAGGGCUUGUUUGUUAUGCUCGUUAGUGAAGACAAUUGACCAGUUUGAGUAUGAUGGCUGUGACAAUUGCGAUGCCUAUCUACAGAUGAAGGGAAAUCGGGAGAUGGUUUAUGAUUGCACAAGUUCGUCGUUUGAUGGGAUUGUGGCAAUGAUGAGUCCAGAUGACAGCUGGGUAUCCAAGUGGCAGAGAAUAACAAAUUUCAAGCCAGGAGUGUAUGCAGUGUCUGUCACAGGGCGUCUUCCACAAGGCAUUGUAAGAGAGCUAAAGAGCCGUGGUGUGCUUUACAAAUCCAGAGACACUGCCAUCAAGACGUGACUCAGAGAGGGUCUAAAGCAGAGAUUGGGUCGAAGUCUACGUCUUGUCUUCCGUUGGUUUUAUCUUCCUGUUGUGUUGCUGAAGCUGUGGUUUCACUGUUUCUGGGGGAAGGGCGGUGGCACUGAGCUGCCACACUUAUAUAUUUGUCCUCUUUUCUGUUCUUUACAGACACUUAACCUUGUGACUUGGGGAGGGUAUUAAGAGGGUUAUUAGAUGUACAAAUAAAAUAAACCUGUGCUUUUCCAAA